AUCCUGAGAAUGAAUUCAAGUAUGAAAGUGCACGUGGCUAUGGGCCAGGUGGACCUCUGUUGAUAAGUAGUGAGCAACAGGGAUAUCAAUGGCAAACUGGCAAUAAUAGAAGUAGCAGAAUUUUGUAG
Messenger RNA from Racocetra persica, 128 nucleotides. NCBI's taxonomy places the organism in Eukaryota, Fungi, Glomeromycota, Glomeromycetes, Diversisporales, Gigasporaceae. The record is from the annotation of a GenBank genome assembly.